This is a messenger RNA of Fulvia fulva, 339 nucleotides long. Its product is annotated as Cytochrome P450 monooxygenase rdc4. Lineage: Eukaryota; Fungi; Ascomycota; Dothideomycetes; Mycosphaerellales; Mycosphaerellaceae. The coding region runs from base 1 to 339 and encodes 112 amino acids. Gene Ontology annotation, molecular function: monooxygenase activity; iron ion binding; oxidoreductase activity, acting on paired donors, with incorporation or reduction of molecular oxygen. The record is from RefSeq and is a predicted model, not a curated record. The transcript is spliced from 2 exons.
AUGGGAGACCCAGCGUUCAAGAAUGAUCAGCUUGAUGCUGUGCAAGCCUUCUCCACUGGUCCUCGAAACUGCAUAGGCAAGAACUUGGCACAACACGAGAUGCGCCUGAUACUGGCUACGCUGUUACUGCACUUCGAUGUGGAGCUCUGUGAGGAGACCUUCGACUGGAGUGAUCAAGUCGCUUACCUGAACUUCAUCAAGAAGCCAUUGAUGGUGAAGCUGACACCAGUGCGGGAGAUUGGAUGCUGUAUCAGCACAUGUUCGAAUCUUGAUACCUGCCCAACUGAAUCAAAUUUGAUGGAGGAAGUCGUGAAAUCCCGUAGCUCAAGAAGAAGGUAG